CGUCCUAGGUUUGACGUUUCACACUUCAGAAAUAAAGCGCGCAAACGAACUUUGAACGUAUUUUUAAAAUUUGCGUAGCUAAAUCGUGAAUAUUAUAAACAUUUUUGUCAAUUUUGAACAGUCAAGUGUCGGAUUUUGUGCAAUUUCAAUAAUAUUUAUCUUAUCAACCAUGCUGGUGAAGUCAGUGAUUUGUAUUUAUUUGUGUGUGUAUUAUUUGUGACAAUUUUUAUGUUCUUGUGGAACAAUAGUAUUCAGUAUACAUGCUUGGGUAAUUAAGUUUUCUUGCUCAGAAGCUCAGCUGAUCAACGCGAGGAUGUUUGUGGAUGACCUGAGGACCGAUUUCUACCAGCGGUUGAUCGGCAAACGAAUUCUAGUGAUUGUAAAUUAUGACAUCGAUGCCAUUUGUGCUAGCAAGAUUCUUCAGGCCUUGUUCAAAUAUGAUAACAUGCUGUAUUCGAUUGUCCCGAUCAUGGGAAUGAGUGGUGUCGUUCGAGCGUACGCUGAGAACAAAGACGAUGUCAAGUUUGUGCUGCUGAUCAAUUGCGGUGGCUGUGUUGAUAUCGUGGAAGUUCUUCAACCGCAAAGAGACGUGAUAUUCUACAUUUGUGACUCCCAUCGUCCGUAUCAUGUUUGCAAUGUCUAUAGUGAUGAGCAGGUUCGAAUUCUUGGUGAAGUAAAUCCUGAAGAAAGCAUCCCGGAGUUCGAUGCCAUCUUUCAGGACUCAGAGUCGGAGGAAGAGGAUGUUGAGGAAGAGGACGUAGAUAAUAGUGACGAUGAUGGCGAAGGUCGAAGUCGAGAACAAAACCGGAUUCAACAAAUUGAACAACAAUUACUGAAGCGACGACAGCGUCGUGAGUGGGAAGAUAAGCGGAUUAAACUCAUGUUUGAAUACACUCAGUUCAGCUAUUAUGGUAAUAGUUCAGCAUUACUAAUUUUUGAACUAGCGUGGCGUCUUUCCAAGGAUUCAAUUGAUCUUUUGUGGUGGGCAAUCGUAGGAUUGACCGAACAGUUGCUCUUGGGCAAAAUAGAAAGCUCCACGUACACAUUAGCAACGGACCGCGUUCAAUCACACGUUUCACGGUUGACUAACAAAGCUAGUGACCAGACAAUACAGACUUCAGUGAAAAUCAAUUUUGAAAACGAUCUACAUUUAGUCCUAUACAGACAUUGGAGCGUUUUAGAUUCUUUGAAAUUUUCCAUAUAUCCAGCCUGUAAGAUGAAACUUUGGACCUACAAGGGCGAGAAAGUCAUGCAUGAGUUGUUAGUGGACAUGGGACUUCCUUUGGUACACGCAAAACAAACCUUCAACGCGAUGGAUCUGGUCCUACGAAAGGAAUUCUAUGAUAAAAUGGAAAAUUUUUCGGAAAAAUACAACCUGCCCGAUAUUGUGUAUGGAUCGUUUAUAUUGCAGUACGGGUACCGAAACAAGUACUCCGCAGCAGACUAUGUCUACUCGAUGUUGGCCAUUCUCGAGUCGGUUAAAAAAGAUCGAUCACCGGAAACCUGCUUUCUCCAAUCGAUGGAUGCGUUAUCCCGGAACAACAAGCAAAUCCUAGACGAUGGCAUUGAAAUUUGCAAAACGCUUGUAUCUGCUAUUUUUAAACAGGUUCAAAGUUCACUGGAAAUGCACGCUAUAUAUUCGGCUGGUCCUUUUCUCUACUUUAUUUUGCAAGAGGAAAUUCCGUUUUUCACCUGCCCGUACGGUCUCAUCAUGCUGGCACGAUUCCUGCUGCGAGGUCACGUAGCCAUUUCCCGGAAUCGACGGGCCCGGGAGUUGCCGUUGAUAGCGGUGGCACCAAUUGAUCUGAGUCGAGGCUUCUCUCUGCUGGUCGGAACACCACCCGUGUGCGAGGAUAGCAAAAACUUUUUCGGCAAAGCGUUCGAGCAAGCGGCCCUUAAAAGUGGGGCUAUCAUUUCGCAAGAUUUUUUCGAAACCUCCGUCAUCCAAAUUCGACACUCGGACUGUACGAAAUUUCUCGAUGCGCUAACGGUGCUGUUAAGUUAGUUCAGCGUUCCUACGGAGAUAUAAAUUUUUGGUACAUUGUUGUUGUUUUUUGUAUUCGUAGGCUAAAUCGAUCUAGGCUUAUACAUAUUUAAUAGGUUAGUUUUACAAAUCGGUUUCAUUUAUUUUUACACCUGACUCACAAUAUUUAUCGAUAAAACAAGCGACAUAAAUAUAGCUCGUA
Topomyia yanbarensis is the source of this 2186-nucleotide messenger RNA. It is a transcript of the gene Cdc45, whose product is annotated as cell division control protein 45 homolog. The record is from RefSeq and is a predicted model, not a curated record. The coding region runs from base 314 to 2005 and encodes 563 amino acids. The transcript is spliced from 2 exons. Gene Ontology annotation, cellular component: DNA replication preinitiation complex. Gene Ontology annotation, biological process: DNA replication initiation; mitotic DNA replication preinitiation complex assembly; double-strand break repair via break-induced replication. Gene Ontology annotation, molecular function: chromatin binding; single-stranded DNA binding; DNA replication origin binding. Lineage: Eukaryota; Metazoa; Arthropoda; Insecta; Diptera; Culicidae.